CUCUCUUUUUCUGACAGUUCACAAACAACAUUCGCGUAGUCGCGCAUUUUUCCAAGCCAGAAAUUCAAAAAUAUCUCAGUGAAAAUGGAUAUUAAGCCGACGGAUAAUUCGCUCAAAACAAUGGUGUCCAAUCCACCCCCGAAGACCGCAUCAUCCACAGGUUCUAAUUCUAUUACAAUACUUCAACAUCCAAAGCUACCGCCACAUAGCAGCAUGGUAAUACAGAUGCCAAUGCCCACCGGCCCACAGGAAGCAAUAAAUUCUAUACUAGUCAGGAAUUGCGUUGCCACCGUUAGCUUGGGCUGUGAGUUAAAUCUGCAGGCAAUUAACUUCCGUCUGCGAAACUCAGAAUACAACCCGGCUCGCUUCCAUGGGGUGGUGAUGCGAAUACGGGAGCCCCGCUGUACGGCGCUGGUUUUCCGCUCGGGAAAAAUCGUCUGUACGGGGGCCCGCAACGAAGCGGGAGCCUUUCUGGCGGCCCGAAAAUUCGCCCGAAUCAUACAGAAAUUGGGCUAUAACGUGCGAUUUCUGGAGUUCAAAGUGCAGAACCUGGUGGCCACCGUAGAUUUGCGGUUUCCGAUUCGAUUGGAGAAUUUGAACCAAGUGCACGGUCAGUUCAGUUCGUACGAACCAGAGCUGUUUCCAGGGUUGAUCUAUCGGAUGGUGAAGCCUCGGGUGGUGCUUCUGAUUUUCGUCAAUGGAAAAAUUGUUUUUACUGGUGCCAAAUCAGAGCAGGAGGUGAGCGAUAGCUUGGAGAACAUUUAUCCUAUUUUGCAAAGUUUUAGGAAAAAUUAGGCAUUUUUAUUGUUAAGGCGGCAUUGAUAUUGUGUCACAUUGUAUAUAAAUUAGGUUUAAUCUCAAAGUAAUACCUGGCUAGAAUAAUAAAUUUAUCAAUUUCAUAUAUUUUGUGUUGUAAA
Messenger RNA from Armigeres subalbatus, 917 nucleotides. RefSeq names its product TBP-related factor. The transcript is spliced from 3 exons. The record is from RefSeq and is a predicted model, not a curated record. Lineage: Eukaryota; Metazoa; Arthropoda; Insecta; Diptera; Culicidae. The coding region runs from base 85 to 795 and encodes 236 amino acids. Gene Ontology annotation, molecular function: RNA polymerase II general transcription initiation factor activity; DNA binding. Gene Ontology annotation, biological process: DNA-templated transcription initiation.